Molecule: messenger RNA, 2692 nt
Organism: Ahaetulla prasina
Lineage: Eukaryota; Metazoa; Chordata; Lepidosauria; Squamata; Colubridae
Gene: TPD52L2
Product: TPD52 like 2
Exons: 8
Coding region: 119-820 (233 amino acids)
Cellular component (GO): cytoplasm
Source: RefSeq, a predicted model, not a curated record
UCGCCGGAAAAAGGGAGAGUCGGUAGCGUGUGACGUCGCGCCGUCAAGCGAGAAGCUGCCUCGGUGGUUGUUUUCCCCCUCCGCCGUAGCCGCGCAACGGUUCCCGGGCCUGGCCGAGAUGGAGAGCGCCAGCCAGGAUAUCAACCUUAACUCUCCCAACAAAGGUCUCCUGUCCGAUUCCAUGACCGAUGUGCCCGUGGACAACCCCAGCGCCUCUGCCAUGGCUGCUCCGUCGAGGACCUUGCCCUACAAUGGUCUCACCGAAGCCGAGGAAGAAGAGCUCAGGGCUGAGCUGGCCAAGGUGGAAGAGGAGAUUGGGACGUUGCGCCAGGUGUUGGCGGCCAAGGAGAGACACUGUGGAGAGCUGAAAAGAAAGCUGGGCUUGACUCCCUUGGAUGACCUGAAGCAAAACCUAUCCAAGAGCUGGCAUGACGUCCAGGUUUCAAACGCCUAUGUGAAAACCUCUGAGAAACUCGGCGAGUGGAAUGAGAAAGUCACCCAGUCGGAUUUAUAUGUUUCGGCCAGCAAUACUCUGGAGGACUGGAAUGACAAAUUAACCCAAUCGGAAGCCUAUAAGAAGACCCAGGAAACGCUGUAUCAGGCCGGCCAGAAGACCUCGGCUGCUCUGUCCAACGUGGGUUCUGCAAUCAGCCGGAAGUUUGGAGAUAUGAGAAAUUCUGCAACUUUCAAGUCUUUCGAAGACAGAGUUGGAACCAUAAAGUCCAAAGUUGUGGGUGGCAAAGAUAACGAUGGCGCCAACCAGCUCCAUUCGCCGACGGCCGCUGGCGACAAGCCGCCCCAGGACAACGCGCCUUUCUAAGCCCUACUACAGCGUGGCGGUGCAUGGCUGCCGGAGCCCUACCCUUUGCUCUUCCCAACACGCAAGACGAAAAAAAGGAAACAAAAAAAAAGGAAACAAAAAAAAAAAAGAGAGAAUUGCGGUCCCACUUGGAAGAGAGCGAUCCAUACAUCCCCUCUUCACUGCUGGAAUCUUCAGGUCCAAUAAAGUGAACAGACGGCUUUUUGUACACUUAUACCUAUUUUACACUAAAGGUUUCUCGAGGGAGCCCCGUGCUGCGCUUCCUUUCGGAAGGGGUAUCGGCGGGGGAGGAUUUUGCCAUUUGAGCCCCAAAAAGACCCUCCCCUUUGAGGCUUCAGAGGCUUGUAGACACUGCCCCCCCACCCUCUUUGUUCCUCCAGUUGCAAGCAGAAAUUCGAUUUUUUUUUUAAUGCAAUACAGGGGAAAAGGAUCAUUUCAGGAGGCGUUAGCUGUACGCAAAACAGCCCAGCGCUCUAUAUACCCUUGCUCCCAUCUUCUUGGUAUAACUAGCUAGCUAGCUUUCAGUUAUUCCAGCUCGUUUCCUUUCUGGGCAAUUAAGAAGUGCCUGUGACUGCUUUGGAAACCUGGCCAUCUCUCGUUUAGGUUGAUAAACCCAAGUUUACUUAGCAGGCAGGAGGGGUGUUUAAAGAUAGUCCCCCUUCCCCCCCCCCUCUCGCCUGGGAUUCUUAGAAAGGAAUCGCCUCUUAAACCCCAGCCUAGCCUGCCGCCCGGGCAUCUCUUAAGCUUUAAUAAAUCUCAGAAAAGUUUAUUUUUUUGGAAUUUGCAGAGUGGGUGGGUGGGUGGCGGGAGACUUCCACAGCGCAUCAGCUUUUUUGCAUCGCGAUUUAGGGCCCUCCCUCCCCCAUUCCCCCCUCCCCUCCCGGUCUCUCAGACGCGGGACCUGAAACACAAGCCUUACGUCACCACCUGCUUUAAUCGUUUAUAAUCUUUUUAUAUCUUGGAAGUGUGAAGAAGGUAGUGGGUGAGGAAGGGAAGGGAAGGGAAGGAAAGAGGUGGAGGCAUCUUACCAUAGAAACUGCAUGUGGCUGUUAACGUUCAUUUCGGCGUGUUGCAUACACGCUCGCUUGCACGCAUGUUCUUUCUCUCUCUCUCUCCCCUCGGAGUGUAUGGAAUUUUGCUUUUCUGUCCUCUGGAUUUGGGUCUUGCCUUAGAAAGUCCCGGAGGCUGCGAGGGAACCACCGGGAUUAUCGGGGCACCCCAAAAUUACGUUCUGCCGGGUUUUCUUUCUUCAUUCGUUGCUCCUUCUGGGAACUUUUCGUCGGAUGUUUUCAAGAUUCUGUUCAUGGCUUCUGCAACCCGUGGCGGUCGUGGGUGGCACCGUGCCUUGGCUGCUGUUGGCGAUUACGCAUGGAAACACUAAUACCCUUGAGGGGAAGGGCGAGAACGAAGCUCGAAGGCAGAGGCGCCCUAUGCGAUCCAGACUUUUCUGUGCCUUUAGAGGCUCAGUGAGAUGGGAAGGAGUGCGCCCCACAAUAGAUACCAACAGUGAUGCUUAGCACCCAGAAAGAAUGAUUCGGUGACCCUUCCUCUCUCCAGUCACCCAAGAAGCAAGUUUUGACGCUCAAAAACGCAGGUGAUGAAAUUCUUCCCGCGCCCUUUUUGUUGCUGUUGGCUGAAUACCUUCCUGGGUCAGAGCCUGGCUCAAGCGAGGCAGGAGAUCCACGGAGGUUAAGAUGGGGGCUUUAUUGUAGUUUCUUAAGAAGGAGGUUGCCCACCUGCGUUUGGAGUGGGGGGGGGGAAAGGGAGAAUCGAUGUUGAUGCGACCGGGCGCUGCAGGACGAGGCGAAGUUGUUUCUCCUGUAAUGGGUCUGGGGGAAAUUUGUCAAUAAAAUAAUUCCUUUUGGAAAAGCA